AUCGAUCAGACCUACCAUCACAAGACCAGAUUACGCCAAGCUUCCACAGAGCCCGGGCCUUUAUUCACCGGGCCUGUCUUACUGCAGCCCAGAUCUGACCUGUCUUAUAAGGUAUCAAAGCGGAACGGCAGUAGGAGUCUUUGAGCAAUCCAAAACGCGUCUCGCAGAAUCUACCUCAACGACAAGUCAUCGUUACUAUAUAGUAAAGAUGGUUUCUGUAAGGUCGACUUUUAUAUUCCUAUUUUUGUUCAUUUUGAUUUUGAGCACUGGAGCCUACAUGUACAUCAGCUACAACAUUGAAGGUCUGUCACUUAAGAAAAUGGUGUCUGGUGCAUCGGCUAGCUAUAGGGAAAGGGCUGCUGACACAUACCUUCUAACAGAAACUGCUUCAUCACCGUCACCAUCAUCUGUCGACACUAAGGGAAGGGGUAAGACUUUAGUUGCAUCGUUGUACAACUAGCGCUAGCGUACCUGCCUGCAUCAUAGGAAUUCCUUACUUGCCUUCUGUGAAACAUUUUUAAACACCAACACUACGUUAUUCCACCUAAAAAGUAUUUGCCACCUUUAGGCUUAAACAAAAGCAAGGCCGAAUUAAAGAUACAAAAUGGGAAGAUAUAAUAAGUAAAAGAAGGCAAAACGUCAACCUUAACCUUCGAAUUUUAAAGGCCUACCUACCAUCACAGAAUCCAUGCAGACUUAAGUAACUAAAUCUAUUGAUAUAAUUCAUAUACUUGUAUAUUUAUAAGUAAAAUAUUAGACAAUGGUUAGGCUAGACAAUGGUUAGACAGAUUUCUAAUGACCUUGAACACCAUAAUUGAAAUAAAGUUUAAAAAAAUGGAAUCAGAAAUGAAACAGGCCAUUCGAUGUAGGAGAGUUGCCGAUAUUCAUGUAGAAAUGCGGGGUAUAUAUGAUUAUAAUGUAUUCAAGUCGCAACAUUUUUUCCUCGCUGGAAAACAUGUGCAAGUCAGCAAUAUAAGAUAAAAAUGUAGAGAAAAAAACAGUUGCUAAUUCUAUAUCUGUACCUAAAUACAGUCAAUAUUUUUAAAGUAAAUGGUGCCAAUUUACGUUAAUUCUCAGAUGUAAUAAAAAGAUUUGUCAUAUAAAAAUUGAAUUGUUGUGGACUUAAGGCCAAUUUAAUUGCUGUUCCAAUCUCAUGUUAUUUUCUCUUCGUCCUCGAGAAACUUGGGAAAACUUAACAGAAGCGGAGACUGAACAGUCCCGAAGAAUAACUAUGCUUAACGCAUACUGUGCGAGGAACUUUCCAAAGGGUGCAUCGAAACCGAGCCGAAACAACCACAUAUUCAUUUUUGACAAGAUCAAAACGGUCUACUGCUAUAUCCCCAAAACCGGGUGUACAACAAUGAAACUGUUACUUUACAAUCUGGAGCACAAUGAAACUGAAAAGUUGUCGUGGGGUUUUAGAAAAGUUGACUGGUUACCUUCUGACGAUAAAAGUAACCGUACGUCUGGCGAACGUGAUGUUGAGUGGAUACACCGACAAAAGUUUAAAUCAUUGGAGGACUACAGCGAAGAAGAAGUCAGUCUGCGUCUUGCGACCUACAAAAAGAUCAUCGUUGUUCGCGACCCUUUGGAGAGGUUGGCGUCUGCAUGGUUCGACAAGUUCGUUAUUACGCCGGAACGUGUCGGCGAAUAUGCGUUUGUUAAUCGCAUGAGGCGUGGUUUAGACAGCUUAGAAGAUCGCACCCUAAUAGACGAGUUAAGUAAAAUAAACGAAGAAAGGACAGACAACGACCCAAAACGAGUGUCAUUCCGAGAGUUUCUCUUUGCCGUUUCGCAUCGAAAAGUGGAAAGUCAGCACUGGUUAUCAUUCGACAGGCUAUGCACACCAUGCAAGAUUGACUACGACUUUGUUGCCCACACGGACACAAUCGCUUCGGACAUUAGACUCUUCUUAAAGCAGAACAACAUCACAGCUAAUGAAGACGUCCUCCCAAAACAUCAGUCGAGAAACGUGAACAAUGGCAAUGUUUUUAAAGACUUCUACGGCCGAGUCCCGAUUGAUGAAAUUUUGCCACUACAGAAGGUCUUUCAGAAGGACUUUGAUAUGUUCGGAUACUCUUUCGAGGAAGAUUUGGCCAAAAGAAAUGAAAACCAUCUGGUUGGUUCUUGAUUUUAUUCUUUGGUAAAGCAAGACUGCUAGACUGUAAGAAUGUGUAGAUAGAAAUAAUUCAGAGAUUCACAAAGUCUAAAUUACAUACUAAAUAGAAUCUUAACUGAUAAUAAGAUCGAGUUGAUACCACAUUUAAUGAUAUAUUCUGUCAACAAUAGAAUUUUUUGGGUUUUAUGUCAAGUUACACAUGAUUUCUAAUAUUAAUAAUAUUUUAUGUAACUUGAUGUAAAUUUCAUCAUAGAAAAUGCCAAUAUUCAAGAUGGCGGACAACAUCAUUAUUAGAUCAAAUGAACAGGUAAUUUCCUUAAAAGUUCAUCACUACUUCAAUGUCUUAUUACAAAAAAAGUUAAUAUGAAGGUCUUUAGUCUAUUUCAGCCUUUAUCUUGAAAAACAACUAUUUUUCAAAAUCCAAGAUUGAUGAUCCAAUAUGGCGGAUAGCUUAAAUAUGCCUGACGUGAUUUUAUGACGUCACUGGUGUUGCUAUGGGCAAUAUAAGACUUAGUACACCCUAGUAUUUUAUUAUAAACACCUUUUGUUAAAGUUGAGUUGUAUACCAUUGAGUAGGAAAUAACCUAUCAAUACGGUUUUGGCCAAUACUAUAACAUUAAUGACGUCAUAAUGACGUCAUAUCGCGUCAUAACGCCAUAAAAAUAAUUGUGGUUGUAAACAUUUCUUCGGUUUACCGAUUUUAGAGGAUUUUGUCCAGUGUAUCCUUUGUUUUUGAACGAGGCGGGGAGGGGGGGGGCGAUCGCUCGAAAGUUUUGCUACCUAGGGAAACGGGGAAAUGUAGUAGAAAUGUCGGCUAUCAUGAGGGUUUAACACAACCUAAUUGUUGUAAAUAUGGGGCUCAGGUUUGCCGGUUCACGGAUUAUGUUACUUUAUUUGAACUUUCUUGACUGAAUUUUGAGGUGGUGAUAAAAAAUCUCGUACACCUGAUGGAGCUUUAUUCACUGUA
This is a messenger RNA of Branchiostoma belcheri (Belcher's lancelet), 3086 nucleotides long. Its product is annotated as carbohydrate sulfotransferase 12-like. The record is from RefSeq and is a predicted model, not a curated record. The transcript has 8 exons. Gene Ontology annotation, cellular component: membrane. Gene Ontology annotation, molecular function: sulfotransferase activity. NCBI's taxonomy places the organism in Eukaryota, Metazoa, Chordata, Leptocardii, Amphioxiformes, Branchiostomatidae. Gene Ontology annotation, biological process: carbohydrate biosynthetic process. The coding region runs from base 1154 to 2131 and encodes 325 amino acids.